Molecule: messenger RNA, 4104 nt
Organism: Boleophthalmus pectinirostris (great blue-spotted mudskipper)
Lineage: Eukaryota; Metazoa; Chordata; Actinopteri; Gobiiformes; Gobiidae
Product: cell adhesion molecule 2-like
Exons: 5
Coding region: 617-1837 (406 amino acids)
Biological process (GO): cell adhesion
Molecular function (GO): integrin binding
Source: RefSeq, a predicted model, not a curated record
GAAAUGCCUCAGAGCUUUCAUAUUGUGUCAGAGUCCUGGAGGAGCUCAGAGCAGCGCUGGACUGUGCUGCAGACCUACACCGGGGCUACACUGGGACUACACUGGGACUACACCUGGACUACACUGGGACUACACUGGGACUACACUGGGACUAAACCUGGACUACACUGGGACUACACCACAACUACACUGAGAUUACACCAGGACUACACCAAGACUACACCGGGGCUACACUGGGACUACACUGGGACUACACCUGGACUACACUGGGACUACACCGGGGUUACACUGGGACUACACUGGGACUACACCACAACUACACUGAGAUUACACCAGGACUACACCAAGACUACACCGGGGCUACACUGGGACUACACUGGGACUACACCUGGACUACACUGGGACUACACCGGGGUUACACUGGGACUACACUGGGACUACACCACAACUACACUGAGAUUACACCAGGACUACACCAAGACUACACCUGGGCUACACCGGGACUACACAGGGACUACACUGGGACUACGCCUGGACUACACAGGGACUACACUGAGACUACGCCUGGACUACACUGGGAUUAGAGCAGAACUGCACCAGGACUGCAGCAGCUGUCAUGGAUCUUCACGCUGGUUUAAGCGGCGGGAGGAUGUGUGUGGCCGGGCUCUUCCUCUGGUGCCUCCUCUUGGGCGCUCUGGACGUCCGUGCUCAGAGAGGCUGUGAGGAGCUCCCUGUGUUCAGUCCGUCUCCACUGGUGGUGAAGCGCGGAGACUUCGCCACAGCCACAUGCUCCAUCUGCAACAACUCCUGUGACUAUGAGCUCCGCUUGGAGGAGGCCUAUCAGUCCAGCUUCGAGAGAGGGAACCAAAUGGUCUGGAACAUCUCCAGUCUGAGACUGCCGUGGAGUGUCAAUAUAUUGUGUUAUAUAUUUGACAGAAACUGUACACCUGUUUCUCUGGAUGUGAUCGUUUACAAGCCUCCAGAGAAUGUGUCUGCGAGCUUUAAAAAUCGCUCAGGGUCUUCGCUGGAGAGCCCCUCUGGGCCCCUGAAGGAGGGCCAGGUGUACUGUCUGCAGUGUGAGGUGGAGGCCGUGGCUCCUGCUCAGAACAUGACGGUGACCUUUUACAGGGACUUCAGGGAGCUGCUUGUCAUGAGAAGCAGCAAAACAGAGAAACAUCCAGUGAGCGAGAGCUUCUGUCUGGACUACAGUGUGAGCAAAGAGGACCAUGGGGCCACCUUCUGGUGUGAGGCCAGACUGGAGCUGGGACCUGCGGGUCCACAGUCCCCUCCAGUGGUCAGGUCACACAACAUCACGGCUGUCGUGCACUAUGCGCCGUACAGUGAGGGCCCCGAGGAGCCACAGCUCCUCACUGUGAACCAGGGCCAGUCAGCUGAGCUGGUCUGCAGAGCUGAGGGGAACCCCCCGCCUCUGUACAGUUGGAGCCUCCCCUCAGGCUCCGACUACAGGGGCCCUGUGCUCAACAUCCCCUCUGCCUCCUCCCAGCAUGAGGGCCCCUACACCUGCACCGCCUCCAACGCUUUAGGGGCCGUCAAUAGGAGCUUCACUCUCACAGUGCACGAUGUGACGACAACAGCAGCACCAGCGGCCCCUACCACGACCACAGCAACACCAUAUGUUUGCACGAUGAGCGCAUCAACAUCGGUGGUACCGCAGAAGACAACAGUGAUACCAGAGACAACAGCAGCUACAGCUGAACCAGUGCCCAGUGUAAAACCUACAGAAAAGAACUGUGCAGGAGAAUCAUCCUUCCUCCACCACAGCCUCUGCACCUCCAUCUUUGUCUGGGUGUGCUGGAGGGUCGUCUCCCUGCUCUGAACCUCCGGCUCUCUGCGGAGCUGCAGGAGAGAUGGGGGGAACAGUGAAGGAAUGAAAAAAGGAAAAAGUUCAUCAAUUCAAAUUAGGAAGUAGCUCGUUGUUGUAGUAGGCUUGUAGUUAGCAGUAGUGAUAGUAAAUGCACAGACAGUUUACACACAAGGACCACAUUUCUGUCUGUCCAUUUAACAAAAAAGGUGUUGUGAUUUUUCAACAAUUUUUAGUAUAUCGCAGAUGUCUAUCCAGGAAGUAAAAAACACCAAAUUGUCAAAGUAGGAAAAUUUGAAAAAAAAAAACAACAAAACAAAACAAAACAUAAAUCUGUUAAGCCCAAAGUCUUUGUUGGGACACAUCCUCGGGAGAGGAGAAGUACAGAUAUACUGAAGGUUUUCUCAUCAUGUACAUAGCCCACAUGGAUGAUCUUCUCGGUGUCUAAAUGAAGCUAAGACUUGAUGCUUUCUGUCUGGAGUUGAAUAAUGACAUCAUAUAACAUGACCAAUAAGUACACUUGGCUCAAACACAACCCUUUCAUUUUCACUGGACAAAAAAUAUAAAAUUAAACUGAAAAUAGUCUUAAACUUAAAAAAAAAAAAAAAAAAAAAAAAAAAAAAUACAUAUACCUUCUGGGACACCAAGGAAUUGUAAAAACAACAUGUAGUCAUCUCAAUAAAUGAUUUGCCAAAUACACAUUUGACACUGUUUUUAGUAGGAAAAGCCAAUAUGGUGCCCCUCUGCUACCCAUGUGCCAAUUGGCAAAUCAUUUAUUGAGAUAAAAGGGAGAUAAAAGAGAUAAAAGGGAGAGGCCGAUGGCACAGAUUGGCAGCCUAGCUUCCGUCAGACUGCCCCAGGACAGCUGUGGCUACAGUGGUAGCUCGCUACCACAAAGUGUGGAUUGAAUGAAUCUGAUCUGUAGAGUGUCAGGUGUCUUGAAAGGCGCUCUAUAAAUGCAAUGAUUAAAAGCAAAUUAUGAUACACAAGGACAGUAAAUAAAACAUUUUCAGAUAAUUAUAGUCUCAAUAUGACCCCCCAAAAAAUCUAUAAAAUAAAAUAAUAAUAAUUAAUGAAUGAUAUUGUAAUAUUGUUAAUUCUCAAAUGUUCAUAAUUUCCACUUUCUGCUGGUAGAGUGACAUAUAGGCACUCUCUUCUUUCUCUGGUUUUGUUGGAUUGUUUUUGUACAUUUGCAUGGUACAUGGCAAUGAUGCUAAUGCUAACACAACAAAAUGGCCGCCAGCAAGCCACAUAUGAGGGCGAUGGGGCGAGGCCACGGGAGCUGGGAGGAGCCACGGGGGGUUGGGCGGGGCCACAAGCUGAAAACAAUAUGAGAGUACCUCAGACUGUGGUCAUUAUUUACAUGCCUGGUUUAGACAAAACAUUGAGUUUUAAGUCUGGAGAAACAAGUUUUAAUGUAAAAACAGCAAAGGGGAUUUUUUUUUUAAUAUAUAAUUUUGCCUAUUCUGGCUGCACUUUUUGACUUCUGGUUUGGUUAUAUUUGGAGAUAAACAUGUAUGGUAUUGAUGGAUGCAGGUGAUUUUAUGUUUUACAUUGCUAUAUAACUUUCAUAUGUACACAUACAUUAGAAUUGUUUUUUGCAAAAGCUUAGUUUAAAAGUCUAUUAUUAAACAAUGCAGUUAGGUUGUGACAUUUGGGGACAUAUUUGCUCUUAAAUUGAGCUGUGUUCAUUUAAUGUGAAAAUGACAGAUCUGGCUGUUCUGCUGAGUUUCCUCUGAAUACAUACUGUAGAUAUACGGCAUAUUGGAGUUGCUCUUAUCAGAUUUUUUAUGGCAGUGGCAGUGGGUGGGAUCUGGGUGGGAUCUGGGCCCAUGGGUGGGCCAUUGAGCUUAAGGGGUCUUAAGUUAACUGUCCAGUCUGUCAUAUGCACCUUAAGGAUUGGUUGUCACAGUGCACAGAAGCCCUCGUCAUUAUAGAUAUUUUAUGAAUCUGUUUGUUUUGUUUUUUUAUUCUUUGUUUUGCUCGAAGUACAACUACAAUCUCAACAGGACCUGGACUAAACUAGGACUAAAUGACGAGAAUAAACCAGGGCUAAACUAGAACUAAACCUGGUCUGAUACGGCACUAGAACAGAACAGUCUGAAACAGGAACAAAUCAUGUCAAAAUGAUGUAUAUCAAGGCUAUGCUGUGACUAAACCAGGUCUAAAACUGGUACCCAGCACGUCUUCAUUGUUCAUGAUAUUUCAGAUGUUUUCAAAUGUACUUGUCCCACAUUCAGUGUGUCACUCACUCACAGGAGAAUAAAGAGUUCAUGAAACCA